Messenger RNA from Plenodomus lingam JN3, 1446 nucleotides. RefSeq lists its product as uncharacterized. The record is from RefSeq and is a predicted model, not a curated record. NCBI's taxonomy places the organism in Eukaryota, Fungi, Ascomycota, Dothideomycetes, Pleosporales, Leptosphaeriaceae. Gene Ontology annotation, cellular component: fungal-type vacuole membrane.
AUGAUCCCCCACCGCGAAGAAGAGAUAGCGCCGCUCUCUCCCCGCCUCAGCAACGUCACGGAUGAUAGCGAAUUCAUGCGCGAAGACGACUACUUGGCGAGUCCAAGUUCUAGUGGGGGGACUAGUGUGUGGGAGGAUGGCAAGGAGAGGGGCUUUCUCGAGAGAUUGGGAUGGGGUGGAAGGGCGGGGAGGGAGGGCGGACGGUUUGGCUUGGGAGGCAGAAGAGGAGACGGAGACGGCGGAAUGGCGGGAAUAGGGGGCAUAGGGGGAGUAAAAGGAGGACUGAGACAUGCAAUCGGCAUUGCCCUCUUACUCGUCACGGUGUUUUUGUGGACGGCAAGUAACUUCUUGGCCAGUCAGACCAUCUUCGCAGACGACUCGUACUCGAAACCGUACUUUGUGACCUACAUCAACACCACAUUCUUCAUCUUCCCCAUCUUCCCCAUGAUCGCACACUAUCUCUGGGCCGACCGGCACAAAACCUCAGACACACCCCGCCCCCUCGCCCUCCGCCUCCGCGACCUGCUGGACCAACGCGCAGGCAAAUGGGCUCUACUCCGCGACCACGAAGCGCCCUCGUCCACCUCGGACGACGAUGCCCUCACCAUCCGCGAAACCGGUACGCUCGCCCUCGAAUUCUGCACCCUCUGGUUCCUCGCAAACUACUUUUCCUCGGCCUGCCUCUCCCACACCACCGUCGCAUCCAGCACCAUCCUCUCCUCCACCUCCUCCAUCUGGACCCUGCUACUCGGCUCCCUCUUUCACGUCGAACGCAUCACGCUGCGCAAAUGUCUCGGUGUCCUCGCCUCCCUCUCCGGCGUCGCCCUCAUCUCCCUACUCGACAUGUCCACCGACUCCCCCGUCGACAACAACUCGGCAACCCCGCAACGCAGCGCCUUUCCCGACAAAUCCCCACGCGAACUCGCCACGGGCGACGCAAUGGCCCUCAUCUCCGCCCUCGCCUACGGCUUCUACACUGUUUUCAUCAAACGUCGCAUCUCGCACGAAUCCCGCACCAACAUGCCCCUCUUCUUCUUCUUCGUCGGCCUCUUCAACACCCUGCUCCUCUGGCCGGGCCUCAUUCUCCUGCACGUCCUCGACAUCGAGCCCUUUGCCCUACCCCCGACAUCCCGCAUCUUCACCAUCGUCAUGGUCAAUAGCGCCAGUUCGCUCGUGAGCGACUUCUGCUGGGCCUACAGCAUGCUGUUGACGAGUCCGCUCGUGGUCACGGUAGGUCUCAGUCUGACGAUCCCCUUGAGUUUGGUCGGCCAGAUGGUGGUGCAGGGCGUGUAUGCGCAGUGGGGGUAUUGGGUUGGCGCUGCGGUGGUGGUCGGCAGCUUUUUGUUCAUCAACAGGGAAGAGAAGAAGGAGGAGGAAGAAGGGGGUGGGCUAGCAGGCGGAGGGUUCGAGAGGCUGAGCGGGGGGGACCGCGACGAGGGAGCGUAG